UUUAGUCUGUUUUCUUCUCCGAUUCUGACAUCAACUUUGUUUGAAAUGUCUCUUUUUCCAUCGAAACUAUGUAUUCCUCUGAUGUUGCUCGGCAGCUGGGCCACCUGCCAUUUGCUGUAGUGGGCAGUACAGAGGAGGUGAUUGUGGGAAACAAAAUGGUGAAGGCUUGCCAGUACCCCUGGGGCAUAGUGCAAGUGGAGAAUGAGAGUCACAGUGACAUUGUGAAGCUGCGUGAGAUGCUGAUCUGUGUGAACAUGGAGGAUCUGAGGGAGCAGACUCACACACGUCACUAUGAACUGUACUGCCGCUGCAAGCUAGAGGAGAUAUGAUCUUUUUAAAACAUAUAUAUCUUGCUAAUAGCUGCUGCUAUUAUAAACUAGUUUGUGUUGUUUAAAGCUGCAAUAUGUAACUUUUUGGGGGACUCGACCAAAUUCACAUAGAAAUGUGAGUUAUAGAUCUGUAAUUCGCAUUUAAAGCAGGUCUAAGAAGCAUUAGAUCUGUUCAAUGUGCACUAUUUCUAUGUGUCCCGUUCUUAAGUUUAGUUUUGGAAUCUUUUACUUUCGGUUUUGUA
Coregonus clupeaformis (lake whitefish) is the source of this 571-nucleotide messenger RNA. RefSeq names its product septin-8-B-like. Bases 69 to 329 code for a protein of 86 amino acids. Gene Ontology annotation, molecular function: molecular adaptor activity; GTP binding; GTPase activity. The transcript is spliced from 3 exons. The record is from RefSeq and is a predicted model, not a curated record. Gene Ontology annotation, cellular component: septin ring; microtubule cytoskeleton; septin complex. NCBI's taxonomy places the organism in Eukaryota, Metazoa, Chordata, Actinopteri, Salmoniformes, Salmonidae. Gene Ontology annotation, biological process: cytoskeleton-dependent cytokinesis.